GAAAUUCAUUUCGAAUCUUCGAACUUUCCUAAUCCCCGCUCCUCCCAGUCCUUUACCGAAAUGUUGAGUCAAAUUCAAGAGCAAAACGACGGCGUAUUGGAGCUGGAAGAAGAAAUGGAGGAACAAGUAAAGCAAAUGGCUGAGAGAAUAACGGAAUAUCGUGAAACAAUACCGGUUCAGCUCAAAACUACUGUCUCUUCUAUUUUUACCCAUCAAAGACCCCUUUUGACGACCCAUUUUGACUAUGGACCCCCCAGUAAUCCCAGCUCCGAUGUUGGAGGACCAAUUCAAUCCGGUAGUAUUGCCCUUUUAGCUGGAGAGGAUCAGAAUGAAGCUGAGAAAGUACAGCUCCUUAAACAGAAGAUUUCGGAGAAUGCUUCUGCCAUACCUGUUGCGUUGAAUAGGAUGAAGGAAUGUAUGAGAAGGAUUGAUAAACUACAAUCGUGCAACGGAGUCAUCCACCCUGCCUUUAAAAGGAAAAGGACUAGUUGAGGGGCCUCUGAUAAAUCUGUUUGGUAUGGUCUUGUAGAUGUAGCUUAGGUUAUGCUAAACAGAGCAGUCCACUGCAAAAUUCAUGAGAAUUAUUCUCAAGAAAUGGAGUUCUAACCAAGAGUAGCAGCCACACUUAAGGGACACAUUCUAUUGUAACUAAGGGUGUAUUUAGAAUUUUAGAUGACAGAAGUCGUUUUCUGGUGUUUGGUAUAUAUGUAGGAAGUCAUUUCCAAGGAAAACAUCUUCCACCAAAAUGGAGAAAAUGGGCAGAGUUAUUUUUCUUUCUUA
This is a messenger RNA of Lycium ferocissimum, 780 nucleotides long. RefSeq lists its product as uncharacterized. Bases 61 to 492 code for a protein of 143 amino acids. The transcript has 2 exons. The record is from RefSeq and is a predicted model, not a curated record. NCBI's taxonomy places the organism in Eukaryota, Viridiplantae, Streptophyta, Magnoliopsida, Solanales, Solanaceae.